GUCGGCGCUGGUCCAUCGGGACUCGUGCUCGCUCUGUCGUUGCUCAAGAACGGCGUCUCCGUGCGUAUCAUCGAGAAAGAUGCCGAGCACCACCGUGGCGAACGUGGCCCUGGAAUCAUGGUGUGCAACACCUUGCUUUGCACGAGACUGCGAUCGCUCAUCGUUGUCAGCCUCGUACGCUUGAGAUCGAGCACUUCCUCGGCGUCGCCGACGACGUCAAGAAGGUGGCAGCGCCCCCGUUGA
This is a messenger RNA of Phanerochaete carnosa HHB-10118-sp, 243 nucleotides long. RefSeq lists its product as uncharacterized. The transcript has a single exon. The record is from RefSeq and is a predicted model, not a curated record. NCBI's taxonomy places the organism in Eukaryota, Fungi, Basidiomycota, Agaricomycetes, Polyporales, Phanerochaetaceae. Gene Ontology annotation, molecular function: FAD binding. The annotation marks the transcript as partial.